Molecule: messenger RNA, 1053 nt
Organism: Vicia villosa (hairy vetch)
Lineage: Eukaryota; Viridiplantae; Streptophyta; Magnoliopsida; Fabales; Fabaceae
Exons: 4
Coding region: 1-1053 (350 amino acids)
Source: RefSeq, a predicted model, not a curated record
AUGGAUAUUGCUGAAAGGGAAAAGAAAAGAAGAAAUUAUGCACUUUAUUGGAUUAUAAGAUCAAGUACAAUAAGUGCAAUCGCUACAUAUUAUUAUGAAUAUAUUUAUAAAGAACCAUGUAUGACUUCACUUCAAAUAGGACAAGAUUGGAUAAAUGAGAUAUUGAAUGGACACACUGUUCGAUGUAUGCUUGCCUUUAGAAUGGAUCGAACUUUGUUUACACAAUUGUGUGAAGAGUUGCAAUCGAAAUAUGGAUUACAAUCAAGUAAAAGAACGACAGUUGUAGAGAAGGUGUGCAUAUUUGUGUAUACACUUGCUAUGGGUGCUUUUAAUAGGGAUGUUAGAAAGCGAUUUCAGCAUUCUGGAGAGACCAUUAGUAGAGCAUUUCAUGAGGUUUUAGAAGCAAUUAGCGGUAGAAAUAGGGGCUACCAAGGCCUAGCACGUGAUAUCAUAAGACCAAAGGAUCCAACUUUUCAAUAUGUACCACCUCAUAUUGCUAAUGACGAGCGAUACAUGCCUUAUUUCAAGUAUUGUAUUGGAUGCAUUGAUGGUAUAACUGCAUGUAUUCCUGAGGCAGAGCAAAUGCGAUAUAGGGGUAGAAAAGGAAUCACUACCUUCAAUGUCAUGGCUAGUUGUGAUUUUGAUAUGUGUUUCACAUUUAUAUCAAUUGGAUGGGAGGGAUCAGCACAUGACACACGUAGAUAUUAUCUGGUUGACAAAGCAUAUCAUGAUAAAGAAGGAUAUUUGGUGCGUUAUCCUAAGAUAAAGUAUCAUCUGUCGCAAUUUGAAUAUGAAUCUCCAACUAAUGCACAAGAAGCUUUUAACCGUGAACAUUCAUCUCUUAGAAGUUCAUUUGCACUGCAUAACUAUAUUCGCAUCAACUCACAUGAUGACCCAAUGUUUACCGUCCUUGACCAACAUCCAAAUUAUGUACCUCAUGAUGAUCUUUCAGAUAGUGUUGUUGGUCCUCAAGGUGGGGACAUACUAGAAGGGGAAACAGGAAGAUCAAUCAAGACGAAGGAAAUUCGUAACAAUAUUGCUGCUUUAAUUUAG